Syzygium oleosum is the source of this 1969-nucleotide messenger RNA. RefSeq names its product putative pentatricopeptide repeat-containing protein At5g40405. Bases 1 to 1929 code for a protein of 642 amino acids. The transcript has a single exon. Lineage: Eukaryota; Viridiplantae; Streptophyta; Magnoliopsida; Myrtales; Myrtaceae. Gene Ontology annotation, molecular function: protein binding; zinc ion binding; RNA binding. Gene Ontology annotation, biological process: RNA modification. The record is from RefSeq and is a predicted model, not a curated record.
AUGCUCAGAAAAAUCCUCAAGCAGAACGCAGCAAAAGCACUGCGAGAUUCGGACACGACCCAAGAAACAUUCCAAGCUCCACGGGCCUUGAGUUCGCUGAGAAGCAUUGCGAGACGCCGCAGCAUCUGCCUGAUCGAUUCCUCCACCACCCUCCGAGAGCUCCUGCAAAUCCACGCCCACCUCCUCCUCAACGGCCUCCUCAACGAGCCCCAGUUCUUGGGCCAAUUCGUGGCCGCCGUCGCCCUCAGGAACCCCGAGAACCUCGAGCACGCCAGCCGGGUCCUCGACCGAUGCGAGAACCCGACCCUGUUCAGCUUGAAUUCCAUGAUCAGGGUCCACUCCAAGAGCCCGACCCCGCAGAAGAGCUUCCGCUACUACAACAGGAUCCGGCAUUGCGGCUUGUCGCCGGACAAUUACACUUUCAAUUUCUUGGUCUGCGCGUGCGCGCAGCUUCCGGCGUGCGGCGUGGGGGAAUCGGUGCACGGUGCUCUGGUGAGACAUGGGUUCGAGGGCGACCCGCAUGUUCAGAGUGGGUUGAUUAAUAUGUACGCGGAGAUGGGUAGUUUGGAAUCGUGUCGUAGGGUGUUUGGAGGGAUUCUUGAUCGUGACGUGGUGUGUCAGACGGCAAUGCUGAGCGCUUCCGCCAAGUAUGGUGAUGUCGUGUUCGCUAAGCAGCUGUUUGACGAAAUGCCCGAGAGAGAUACUGUUGCUUGGAAUGCGAUGAUUGCAGGGUAUGCCCAGUGUGGGGAAUCGAGGGAGGCCUUGAAUUUGUUCCAUGAGAUGCAACUGGAAGGUGUGAAGGUCAAUGAGCCUUCUAUGGUUCCGGUUCUAUCUGCGUGCACUCAAUUAGGUGCACUGGAUCAAGGGAGGUGGGCUCAUGCAUAUAUUGAAAAGAGCAGGCUUCGGAUAACGUUGACAUUAGGAACUGCAUUGAUUGAUAUGUAUGCCAAAUGCGGUGACAUGGAUAAGGCCAUGGAGGUCUUCUGGGGGGUGAAAGAAAGGAACGUUUACACAUGGAGUUCUGCCAUGAAUGGACUGGCCAUGAAUGGAGCUGGUACGGAAUGUCUCGAGCUUUUCUCGCUCAUGAAGAAAGACGGGGUUCUCCCGAAUGAAGUGACGUUUGUGUCGGUAUUGAGAGGCUGCAGUGUAGUUGGACUAGUCGAGGAAGGCUGUAAGCAUUUUGCCUCAAUGACCAAGUUGUAUGGAAUCCAGCCUGAACUGGAGCAUUAUGGCUGCAUGGUUGAUUUGUAUGGCCGAGCUGGCCGUUUAAAUGAAGCGUUAAAUUUCAUCAAUGACAUGCCGGUGGAGCCUCAUGCCGGCGCUUGGGGAGCUUUACUAAAUGCAUGUAAAAUUCACAAGAAUAUGGAAAUAGGUGAGCUUGCCUCAAGAAAGAUGGUGGAGCUUGAAGCAAAGAGUCACGGUGCCUACGUGCUUUUGUCCAAUAUCUAUGCUGAUAACAAAAGCUGGGAAGAUGUAAGCCAUGUGCGGCAGGUAAUGAAGUCUAGAGGCGUGAAGAAGCUUCCGGGCUGCAGUGUUGUAGAAGUUGAUGGUGAAGUUCAUGAGUUCUUUGUUGGAGAUAACUCCCACCAAAUGUAUAACGAAAUUAAAGUGAUGUUGGGUGAGAUCUUCAGGAGGCUGAGAUUAUCAGGGUACAUGGCCAACACGAACCCCGUUUUGUUCGAUAUAGAAGAAGAAGAGAAAGAGAAUGCUCUGGCUCUACACAGUGAGAAGAUUGCCACUGCAUUUGGUUUGAUCAGAUUGAAGAAAGACGUUCCUAUAAGAAUUGUUAAAAACCUUAGGAUCUGUUGGGAUUGUCAUGAUUUUAUGAAAAUUGUUUCUCGAACUUUUGAUAGGGAAAUUGUUGUGAGGGACAAUAAUAGGUUUCACCAUUUCAAAGGUGGUGGGUGCUCUUGCAGGGAUUAUUGGUGACAAUAUACAGUUCAGUUGUGCAAUUAUUAUUGGCAGUGUA